GCGGCCGCCGUAGAUCGUCUUUGUCAGCUCACGUGAUCUGAUCACAGCGAAAACGGGCGAUUUUUGAUAGCCCGCGAUAACAAAAAUUGUGAGAAGCCAGGACGCAGCAGCCAUCGGUAUACCGUUCAUCAUGCCUCAGAACGAGUAUAUCGAGAGAUGGCAGAAGCAGCACGGGAAGCGCCUCGACCACGAGGAGCGUACCCGGAAGCGGAUAGCCCGUGAAUCGCACAAACAAUCCCAAGAUGCACAGACCCUCCGCGGCCUACGGGCCAAACUCUACCACAAGAAGCGCCAUGCCGAAAAGAUCCAGAUGCGCAAACGCAUCAAGGCGCAAGAAGAAAGAGAUGUCAAGUCCGCCGCGCCCAACGAGCCCUCUACGACCCCUCUGCCACAAUAUCUCCUCGACCGCUCCCAGGCCACCAAUGCCAAGGCCCUUUCGAGCGCGAUUAAAGAGAAGCGAGCGGAAAAGGCGGCCAAGUUCUCGGUUCCACUGCCUAAGGUGAAGGGCAUCAGUGAGGAGGAGAUGUUCAAGGUUGUUAAGACGGGGAAGAAGACGUCGAAGAAGAGCUGGAAGAGGAUGAUUACGAAGCCCACUUUUGUGGGUAAUGACUUUACCCGAAGACCGGUCAAGUACGAGCGGUUUAUCAGGCCGAUGGGGUUGAGGUACAAGAAGGCGAAUGUGACGCAUCCGGAAUUGGGAGUCACCGUGCAACUGCCGAUUAUCAGCGUGAAGAAAAACCCGCAGAGCCCGAUGUAUACACAGCUGGGGGUGCUGACGAAAGGGACGAUCAUCGAAGUCAAUGUGUCGGAGUUGGGAUUGGUGACCGCCGGCGGUAAGGUGGUCUGGGGCAAGUGGGCUCAGAUUACAAAUAAUUGUGAGAACGACGGAUGUGUCAAUGCUGUCCUUCUUGUCUAGCUUGGGGAAGGAGGGGGGAGGUUGUGUCUCGGGCGCAUAUGUUCUAUAUCACCACCAUUAUAUCCCGUCGAUGUUUGUUUUCAGGCGGCAUGGUCCCCCUGUGUUUUUGUGUUUUUCGCGAGAAGAAAGGAAAAAAGAAAAAGAAAAGAAGAUAUAUCGUAUGACAGAUCAACUGGCGUUUGGAUGGUAAAACACGGCUUUAACAUGUUUUGUUUUCCUUUCUUUUCCUUUUCUUGCCUCACAUGUAUGUUUGCAUUGCCCUUUCGUCCGGGGUGGUCUGACGAGGCCACUAUAUCCCUGCAUGUCAGGUCCCCGUCUGCAUGUGCGGUGGAUCCGUUUUGUGCUCUUCAUCUACUGUUUUUAGAAGCGAGACAGGGAUGCCUUUGAUUUGGCAUCGAAAUCAAAUGAUGAAUCAUCCGAUGAGAUGAGGCCACCACCCUGUUAUUGUGGUGUGAUGGAGGCAGAUGGUCUCGGGCAGCAGUACAGGGCUAGUCCGGGGUGCAAGGUGCCCAGGGGGGAUAGAUUAAAGGAGGGAUAGGAUUCCAAACCUCGUUUAUGAGCAGGAUGGCACGAUCAGGUAAUGGCAUAUCUGUUUGAAACGGCUUGGCCCGACGGUUGCGCCAGCAAAAGAUUUUCAAUGCGCCGGGCUUCAUGUUUACGUCGAAUUCCGUGUCUAGGGACGGAGUACGGAGUAUCAACCGCCGCGCAGACGUUUUGAACGGAACACCGAGCGAUGCAUGACUCAGCAGAACAAGCGCGACGCCCCGUGGAGGGCAGAGAGCAGCAGCGCCAGAGAGAGAACCUCACAUGUCAGCAUGUAUGGAUGUUAUGUAUGUAUGGAUGUAUGUACAGUAGAUUUACUACAAAUGCAAGCCGGCAUGUAGAUCGAUCUGGC
Molecule: messenger RNA, 1811 nt
Organism: Coccidioides immitis RS
Lineage: Eukaryota; Fungi; Ascomycota; Eurotiomycetes; Onygenales; Onygenaceae
Product: ribosome biogenesis protein NSA2
Exons: 5
Coding region: 131-916 (261 amino acids)
Biological process (GO): maturation of 5.8S rRNA; maturation of LSU-rRNA
Cellular component (GO): nucleolus; preribosome, large subunit precursor
Source: RefSeq, a predicted model, not a curated record